UUGUUCUUCGUUUUUUAUGCAUGAUCUAUAUAAAAUAUGUCGAGACGCUUUUCACGGGUAUUUGUUUACACCUUGGAAGUGCGGGAAAAUGUCAGUGACGUCACUCUAAAUCUGGAAAUCCCCACUACUAUCAGCUGAUCAGUGCAAUGAAACUGUGUUACACUGAAGUUACAGUCUAUUCGAAGGCAUGACAUCUGAUCAUGUUAAUCUAUAACAUUUACCAGACUGCAGGGACGUUGAAUAAAUAGCCUUUUUGGUACAUUAAAAGGAAAUAAAACGUUGAAAUCAGAUCCUUCCAUACAUGUAUGAGCCCCACAACGAUCUUACAUGCAUCUUCCAGAAACAGAUCCCUCACAAUUAGAGCAUCAAGAACUAGAACAACCCCAAUCAUUAGCUCCUAGUUAUAUACUUAGAUUUUACACAGAUGCUGAUCUAAAGUGCAAAGUGAGACCAGUAUCUCCAUCCUCCUCUCUCAGGAGUAGUACACCUAUAGGAAGUGAACUUGAUGAAGAAGAUUUGCAGACGGACGGGUAUGAAAGUGAUGAUUCUGUGUCAUCAAGUCAGGAAUUAACUGCCCCACUAAUACUAAGUAUGUUGACCAGAAAUCCAGGAGAAUGUGAUAAACCUAUUGUUUGUCCUAUACCAGGUUGUAAAAAGAGCUACAAAAACAUUAAUGGAAUGAAGUACCAUGCGAGGAAUGGCCAUAAAAAAGAUAUAGGAUUCAUUCAGAAGGCAUAUAAAUGUGAAUGUGGUAAAAAUUACAAGACAUUACAUGGGCUGAAAAACCACAACUCAAAUUUGCACUCCUGUGAUUCAUUGACAAUGAAAUCUGUGACAUUGACCAAAACAAAGGACAUGCUUAUAGCAACACAGAUAUUUGCACCAAGGGUCUUGAAAAAAGAACCUGCAAUUAAACAUGUCAGCAUGGCACCGAAUAUCAUAAGACAGACAUCAACUUCUUGUCAGUUUACAAAUAUCUUAAAGUUGAACAAAGAUAUCAGUCAUGAAAAAUUGAAAUCUCCUGUUCUUAGUAUGAAUUCAAUGCUGACUUCGGAAGAUGUACAUGUAGAUGUCAUGGAAACGUCAUUCCUGGAUGAAGAAAGUCAGUCUUUUAUUACAUCAGAACAAGCUAGAUUCCAGUGAAUUUACAUUUUGAAAUGCUGAUUACCAUUGUAUAAGUUUCAUUGCAGUAUUUGUCACAUCUCAGGUGUAAAUCAAAGAUUUGAUAUCAAGGGUAAUCUUAAAAUAUAAUAUGUCUUUCAAACAAUUUAUGUAAAACCAAAGUGCCAAACUUUUUCAUUUUCAUUAAGUGCAUAUCAGAUCAUUUAUUCAGCAAAAAUUAGUCAUUUCAUUUAUUUACAUUUAAUCAUUACAUUUUUAGUUCAUUAUUAACACAAGAUAACUUUAUUUUCAUUUUUUGUUUAUUCUGGUCAAAUGUCAGUAUCAUCAGUUUAUUUAUUCAGUCAAAAUGUUACAUGUAAAAUUCUCAUCUUUAUUUUCUUAUAUUUUAGAAAUUUCUAAGGAAAUUCAAAUAGUAAAAACUUAUGAAAUCCCUUAGUUAUGUAUAUUAUUAAAUACAAUGAAAAAUUGAUUAUAUUGAUUCAUUCCAAUGUUUGACAGUUAUAUUUACACCAUUCCAUUCUGUUAAUAAUAACAUUUAGGUAUUUCACAGUUUUUGCAAUAUACAUGUAAUAAACAUUAAUAUUUGUCUAAGAACAAAAUGAGCUCCAGUUCACACAUGCUGAAUCAGUUAAAAAUCUCUCAUGCAGUUGUUGAAUGAAUCACUGUUGAAACAGGGUGCUUUAGGGUUACAACAUGUCUUAUACUGUAUGCUGAAUAUACAUAUUCAUAGUGAAUCAUCCACGAUCACAAGCUUUCAUUGAAAAAUCCCUCCCUAGAAAUCACUUAAGACUAGAGAUUCUUUUUGCUGAUUUGUUUAAAUCACAAACAAUUUAUUUUACCUGCAAAAAAUAGAGAGAAAAAAAUUAUUAAAGGGAGGGAGAUAAUUAAAAUCAAAAUU
Messenger RNA from Mytilus californianus (California mussel), 2020 nucleotides. Its product is annotated as juxtaposed with another zinc finger protein 1-like. Bases 328 to 1143 code for a protein of 271 amino acids. The record is from RefSeq and is a predicted model, not a curated record. Lineage: Eukaryota; Metazoa; Mollusca; Bivalvia; Mytilida; Mytilidae. The transcript is spliced from 6 exons. Gene Ontology annotation, cellular component: nucleus.